Molecule: messenger RNA, 183 nt
Organism: Paramecium octaurelia
Lineage: Eukaryota; Ciliophora; Oligohymenophorea; Peniculida; Parameciidae
Source: the annotation of a GenBank genome assembly
AUGUAUUUUUAUAAUAGAGAAAAGAAGGCAAUGUAAAAAGGAGAUAUUAUUAGAUUAUUUUAAGGAGGCAUGAUUCAUAAUUUAUAGCAAAUAUUUUAUUAAAAAGGUAUUUUAAAUAAGACUAAAGACUUUUUAAAUUAAAUUUAAUCUAAAAUCAUAUAUCCAAAUUACAGAAUAAAUUGA